AUGGAAGGUCCCCUGGUAGAUCGGUAUUAUGGUGAGGAGGCGGAGGUGCAUCGCCCCUUAUUUGACCAGAGAUACCCAGUUGAUAACGGUAUCAUCACCAAUUUCAUUGAUAUAGAGUCAAUUUGGGACUAUCUCUACGAAAAGAAGCUCAAAGUCAAACCAGAAGACCAUCCUCUUCUCCUCGCUGAGCCAAAUGCAAACUCGAAAGAGAACAGGGAAAAAACGGUAACGUCGCUGUUUGAGCAGUUCCAUGUCCCUGCUCUCUACCUUUCUAUGCAAGGUGUGCUGGCUAUACACCCAUCCGGAAGCAGCACAGGGGUGGUGCUUGAUUCCGGCGCGGCCUCGACUUAUGCCGUUCCCGUCUAUCAAGGGUUUGCCCUACGCCACGGCAUUCAACGACUGGAUAUUGGUGGGCGACAUUUGACGGACCAUUUAAUAGAAGGUCUUUCGCGGGGCGGUAAUAAUCUGGGGACAAUAUCGGAGCGCAGGCUUGCCCGAAAGGUCAAGGAGGAGUACUGCUACGUUGCGCAAGAUUUCAGAAGAGACCUGCAAUUGGCCCAGGGGGAAGCACCUACAGAAACAAGCUACAAAUUGGCGGACGGAAAGUAUAUUACUGUUGGGAGAGAGAGGUUCAUGACCCCCGAAGCUCUGUUCCACCCUCAUCGUAUGGGAAUGAACAGUGAAAUGGGGAUACAGCAUCUCACUUUCGGCGCCGUAUUAAAGUCUGAUGCCUCACUCCGAGAUAAACUGUAUGGGAACAUUGUUUUGGUGAGUAUUGGUCCUAUCCACAAACUAAAACUCCUGACAUGGUAUUUGAAGGCUGGGGGAUCGACGUUGUUCCCAGGAAUUCAAGACCGAAUGCACUCAGAAAUGGCUGGUCUGGCCCCUUCAUCAGCCAAGGUUAAUGUUAUUGCAUUGCCGGAGAGAAAGCACUUAUCGUGGAUAGGAGGAUCCAUGGUUGCAUCCUUAUCGACUUUCCAGAAGAUGUGUGUCCUGUAUGAGGAAUAUGAUGAGGUGGGACCUACGAUUGUACUCCGGCGAUGCUUCUAG
Clonostachys solani is the source of this 1050-nucleotide messenger RNA. The record is from the annotation of a GenBank genome assembly. Lineage: Eukaryota; Fungi; Ascomycota; Sordariomycetes; Hypocreales; Bionectriaceae.